AUGGCGGAUCUAUCUCAGCUAGAGGAGCCUAUUCUGAAGCCGAACAACCAACGUUUUUGCAUGUUUCCAAUCAAAUACGACGACGUCUGGGAGUUCUAUAAGAAAGCGGAAGCUAGCUUCUGGACUGCCGAGGAAGUCGAUCUUUCACAAGACGUGCAGCAUUUCGAAUCCCUGAGCGACGACGAACGGUUCUUCAUCCUGCAAGUGCUCGCUUUCUUCGCAGCCUCUGACGGCAUCGUUCUCGAAAAUCUCGCUGUGCGAUUCAUGAAAGAGAUUCAAAUUCCUGAAGCAAGGGCGUUCUACGGAUUUCAGAUAGCCAUUGAGAACAUUCACUCAGAGAUGUACAGCUUGCUGUUGGAAACAUACAUAAAGGAUCCCGCGGAAAAAGACCGCCUUUUUAGAGCAGUCGAGACUGUUCCAUGUGUGAAGAAGAAGGCUGACUGGACCAUGCGGUAUAUUGAAGGCUCGCAGAGUUCCACUACGUUCGCCGAGCGCCUGGUGGCAUUUGCUUGUGUCGAAGGGAUAUUUUUUUCUGGAAGCUUCUGUGCUAUCUUCUGGCUUAAGAAGCGAGGGCUUAUGCCAGGGCUGACGUUCUCCAACGAGCUCAUCUCACGUGACGAGGGACUCCACACUGAUUUUGGCUGCCUGCUUUAUUCGCUGCUUCAUAACAAGCUAAGUGAGGAACGUGUGAAGGAGAUUCUCUGUGAAUCAGUCGAGAUUGAGGAGGAAUUUAUUCGUGAUUCUCUGCCGGUGGAUCUAGUGGGCAUGAACUCAGGGCUUAUGUGCCAGUACAUUGAGUUCGUUGCUGAUCGUCUACUGGUGGCGCUGGGGUGCAAGAAGCACUACAAUGUACAGAACCCUUUUGAUUGGAUGGAGCUCAUUUCGCUACAGUGA
This is a messenger RNA of Closterium sp. Naga37s-1, 894 nucleotides long. Lineage: Eukaryota; Viridiplantae; Streptophyta; Zygnematophyceae; Desmidiales; Closteriaceae. The record is from the annotation of a GenBank genome assembly.